CCAGUGUCGCUUUGAUCUCACCAUUUGGUGUCCAAGAAAGUUCCCCACAAGCCACAAGCCAGAUGCAACCAGAUCACCACAAUCUGUCGCCAUACAAAACACAGCUGCUGACAUGGCCCGAAGCACGUCCUGAAGACUGCCUGUCAAGCUAAAAGCGAAGGGUCAGGACAUGCUGCGUGCUGCGCAGCGCCUGGCUUCGAGAUCUUCGAGACUUCCGGUGCCAUGCCUCCUGGGUUUGGACCAUGCGGCCAUUGGGGUGUUUGGCCGUAAUAUUACUAUUCCUGAAUCACAAGGACCAAGAGUCAAAGAUUUGAAGCGAUCGCUGGCAUGGUACCAUGGCGUGCUCGGCUUGCGACACAUGUUUGUCGAUGACCCUAUGUUCAACGGCCCCAUCGCAAUGGUGGGUGUGAACGACAUCCCAUUGCUUGCUUUGCUCAGGCUACCGGACAAUGAACAGCCCUUGGUAGGCUCCAGGGAGCAGCGGGGACAUUUUGCGCUCCGCACCAAGCCAGAAGACUUUGAAACCUGGCGAGAGAGUCUGCCAGAUCUGUUGCGGCUUCAUCGAGCCCAUGACCUGCAGAGCUUAUGGCUGGAGGAGCAAGACUAUGGACGACAACGCAGCCUCUUCUUUCAGGAUCCUGACACCAAUGAAAUCGAGGUAGCUGCCUGGUUUCGGUGAAGUCAUGGUGAUCGACUGGCACUGGAAACAAAGAGCACCUGACAUGAUCAAAGAGUCAUCAAGAAUUGACACAAUGGAACCUGUUGGAAUGUCGAAACAUGCUUGGCAUCGCUGUCAAACCACAGCUUGCCUUCCAAAGAACCUGUGUUAGCUGUGUUGCCGCAUUCGACGUCAAGCCACUGAAGGUGGUGCUGAGCCGGUAGGAAGUGC
Molecule: messenger RNA, 889 nt
Organism: Cladocopium goreaui
Lineage: Eukaryota; Dinophyceae; Suessiales; Symbiodiniaceae
Source: the annotation of a GenBank genome assembly